Paramuricea clavata is the source of this 3158-nucleotide messenger RNA. The record is from the annotation of a GenBank genome assembly. NCBI's taxonomy places the organism in Eukaryota, Metazoa, Cnidaria, Anthozoa, Malacalcyonacea, Plexauridae.
GUGGUAUUCUAUUUAUAUUUUAUAUUCAAGGAAAAACAUGGCGAAUGAAACUGCAAGAAAUAUAAAUUGGACUUAUGCACAGGCGAAACGAAAAUGCAGUGAAAAACAUUCAUGUUUUGUUGAAAUAGAAACACAAGAACACAUAGCUUUAUCUCCAUAUUAUAUUGGCCGUAUUAAACACGGUGUUCAAGAGCAAAUUGAACAUAAAAUACAACGUUGGAAAUUUCUUGAUGAAUAUGGCGGGAUUAUAGUUGCUUAUGAUAAUAUAAAAGUACUGCAAAGAUCAGCAGAGAUUUAUGAUGAAUCUCCAUUAUUACAUUUUGAUAUUAAAGUGAAUUAUAUCAUAUUUAAACCAGAGAUUGGAAAGAAGUUAUUUGGUGUAGUAAAUAAGACAAGUAGCAGCCAUGUUGGUUGUUUGGUUCAUGAAAGAUUUAAUGCAUCAUUGGCUAAACCAAGAUUGUGUAAGAACAGUUGGGUUGGGAGUAAUCUGGAGAUUGGAAAUGAGUUUGUAUUCCGUGUUUUGGAUUUAAGGACUGUUGCAGGAGUGUUGUCAAUUGCAGGACACAUUAAAGAGAAAGACAUGAAGUAUGUCAAGUGAGUAUUGUCAGAUCAGUUGAGGACAGUAUUAAAAAUUAAUAGAACUGGAAGUCUGGAAUGCUGCCUUCAGAUAAACUGCAUAUUGUUUUCUUGAAGUCAAAUCUGAAGCCAAACCCUGCGGUCAAGACCCACAUGUUUAUUUUUGGCACUGUUAAAGCAUUGGGGCCAAAUAAAAAUAAUAGUUGGUUUCAGGUUUCUGACCGACCUGUCAAAACUAUGACCGACCAUAAACAUUUUAUUGACAUUUCUGUAAAAUUAAAACAGUGAUAGCCAGGGUCUUAGCUAGGAUUUUAGAUCUUGGGCGUGUUUCUAAUAACCAGGGUGUGCACAUGUCAAUUACCUUGAAUAGCCAAAUUUACGGUUCUAGUUUUGCUCGCCAACAACAUGCAAACAAUGCCUGUUGUUGUUCUGUGCUUCGCAACCAAAAUACAAGGCGAGCAUAAUUACGCUCAUAUUGCACAAUGACAUUAGAAUAUUAAGUUAUUUCAGCAACCUUGGGGGUAUUUAUAACCAUUUUAACACCAUACAGUUCCCAUUAUCCAUCAAAACAUUAAAACAUUACGGAUCACUUAAUUGCCAAUUUCAACAACAACAGUAGAUUUUACAAACUUUCUUAUGACGUAAAUUGGAAGAAAUUCUGUCUGUUGUAAGUACUGUAGCACCACCUUAUUUUAUGAACCUACACGGCCUUAUAUAAAUAAUAUAAAUAAUGAAGCCGCGUUCAUUUUAUCCAUUUUAUCCGUGAUUUUCCACUUUUGGCCGCGAUAACACGGCCAACAGGCCCUCUAGCUAAGACCCUGGCGAUAGCCAUUCAUCUCUGUGUCAAGUACCCUUUUAAUGCAAUGUUUUGAAAGAAACUUUGUGGUAAUGGUAAUGAAGGGCAAAAUUGGAUUCAUCAGUUGUACAGUCAUAAUUCAUUAAUACACUGAUACAUAUGUACACUACAUGCAUCCCUAACUUUCUAUGGGAGUCAUGAGCUAGAUGGCUGCACCUCCCCUAAAUUUUUUUUCACCUCCACUACUUCCACCAAAAUCCAGCCUUCAUUAUACAUAAACUGAAACAGCUGGUUAAUUAAAUCUUAAUGAAAAGUUAGUGGUAAUUGAGCUUUUGCACACCUUGCCCUAGGACUGAUCAGGGGAAAUGAUACUACUCAGGACUAUAACAGCAAGAAAUUGUUUAUGAUCAUCGGAAAAGUACGGUUUUCACUGCCAAAUUGCCAUAAUCGAGAACUUUGGGAAUGAUAUUUCAAGCCCUGCUAACUGGAUAUCGGUUACUGAUUGUGGUCUAUUGCUUUAGUAUGUGCUUUAUCUCUUUAUAUAAUAAGCAUAAAUAUUUGUGGCAUAGGCAUUGGUUAGGCAACCUUGCCAACUUAUAGCAGAAAGCAGUUUAUGUCACGAUAAAAUUUUCUGCAUGCCCAGUAAAUUGUUUUAACAGCUUUUUGAGUUUUUGAACAAUGUCAAGCAGCAAGAAUGCACACAGGACUCAAAGACCCAUGUCACCCAUUUCAACAUUGCUUUAAAUUUGUUUACUAUAUGAGGGCAAAACUAGUCCAGAUGGCAUGUGAAUGUUAUUGGAUGAUCAUUGUUUAAAUAAAAAAGUAGUGUUCAGAAAUCAAAUGAAGCCUUUAUAAGGUAUAAUACUGGUGCUUAUGUUUUACCUUAAAGCUAUUUUUUAGUACUUUGAGAGGAUUGAGUUGUUUGGGUGCUAUGGAGCAUGGGCACAGAAUAGAGAGAAACAGAAGAUCGACUUCUUGGUUUUUCCUACGAUUUCGGCGUAACCGUAAUUCGUCAUCAAAAUGAUGACGCCAGUGGUCCUAGCCAGUGCGCUUAUGGAAGGCAUUCACCCCCCUUAUAAAAUUCAAAAUGGUGGACAUCCAUUGGGUAAAUGCCUCUUAUACACCACUGGCUAGGACAAUGGCAUUUCAGCAUUUUGAUGACGAAUCAUGGCGUGGCAUGGGUGGUUACGUUUUUGACUUAGCCGUCCUUCUGCAUGUCUUCAUUCUGUGGUAUGGGCCUACUAUUGUGCCACCUAUAAUAAUGUCAAACAUCUGCUGAUCUGGGAAUUCUAUUGGAAACUCUGCUUGUUUCAUAUUUUUCUAGGAGUGGGAAUUCAAGAUCAACUGAAGAUCACAGGUUGUCUUUAGACCAAUCUGAAGGUAGUGCUGAAGACAGUGAAAACAAGAAAAAUAAAUCACUAAAAACAAAUCAUGAGGAAACAGUACUGGACAUUAACGAAAACUCUUGUAAAAAAGAAAAAAAGAAGCGUAAAAAACAUGAUGUGCAGUCCCAAAAUAACUCAACCUCAGAAUCAGGUGCUAACAAGAAUGAUUCUUCAGUUAAAAAACACAAGAGGAAAAAAUUGGAUAUUGGGUAAAAUUAUUUUUGAUUCAGGUAGUGAUGAAAAAUAUACCUUAUUCAUUAUUUAUAUUUGUGUGUUUUAUCCUAUUUUUGUUGGGCAAACAUCUGUUCAUAUUUUCCUGCCAAUAUAGUUUAGUGGCUUUAAUAGGGAGCAGUCAUUAUUAAUGUUGUGAGGUGGGGUGGAAGACAUUUGGAGAUACCGGU